AUGACGUCAUCAAGCGGCUCGUCCUCAGAACCGCCAAAAGAGAUGAGGUCGCUCGCAUCUGCCGAGGGACGCAGCUCAGGGCGGGAGAACAGGACGGGGGACUGCUCUCUCGGGGGAGAGGAUGAAUCAUUAACAGAUGUAGCCGGACUGUCCACAGGCUCCAAUGAGAAGCUGAGAUUGAUGGUGCUUGGAGGAGAUGAUGCUCUUAUGAAUAAAGCAUGUGCCAGAAUCCUUGGGGAAAGACAGAACAGGGCUGCUUUUCAAUUUGGAGAAUUGGAGCCCAGGACAGCUCAAGUUCGUGGACGACAGGUUUCUGUAUUAAAAACUCCAUCCUAUUGGCUGGAACACUUGAAAUCAUUCUGGGUUUUCAGCAACGGAGUCAAAGCUAUCAGAAAAGACAUUGAGUCAUAUGAAGGACAGUUGUUUCCUGGGCCUCAUGCAUUUCUGUUAGUACACAGAGAUGUGAAAAACUCUGGUAGAGAGAAUUAUCUUUUACGAGCUCUCAGUGAAGUGUUCGGGAAGGAGGUCUUGGACUAUUGUAUGGUGUUAUUUAUAGAUCAGGCUAAACACAAUGAUCCAACAAAGAACUACUGUUUGAAGAUGUGUGGAGGCAGAUAUCACACUUUACAGAACACUGUUGACAGUGUUAAUGAAUUAUUUAUAAAAAUAGAGACAAUGACAGAGAGUAAAGACAACAGUUUUUUCACAACACAUCUGGAGUGUUUCAGAAAAGCUAGCAAUUAUUUUCAGGAAGAGUAUGAGGAAAAGGAAAAUAAACUAAGACAAGAGUUGAAUGAUUCAAAAGACAGAGAGAAUCAGUUAAACAAUGAGUUGAAUGAUUCAAAAGACAGAGAGAAUCAGUUAAACAAUGAGUUGAAUGAUUCAAAACGGAAAGAGAACGAGUUAAGCAAAGAGUUGAAUGAUUCAAAAGAGAAAGAGAAUCAGUUAAGCAAAGAGUUGAAUGAUUCCAAAGAGAAAGAGAAUCAGUUAAACAAAGAGUUGAAUGAUUCAAAAGAGAAAGAGAAUCAGUUAAGCAAAGAGUUGAAUGAUUCCAAAGAGAAAGAGAAUCAGUUAAACAAAGAGUUGAAUGAUUCAAAAGAGAAAGAGAAUCAGUUAAGCAAAGAGUUGAAUGAUUCAAAAAAGAAAGAGAAUCAGUUAAGCAAAGAAUUGAAAGAUUCAAAAAAGAAAGAGAAUCAGUUAAGCACAGAGUUGAAUGAUUCAAAAUGGAAAGAGAACGAGUUAAGCAAAGAGUUGAAUGAUUCAAAAGAGAAAGAGAAUCAGUUAAGCAAAGAAUUGAAAGAUUCAAAAAAGAAAGAGAAUCAGUUAAGCAAAGAAUUGAAAGAUUCAAAAAAAAGAGAGAAUCAGUUAAGCACAGAGUUGAAUGAUUCAAAACGGAAAGAGAAUGAGUUAAGCAAAGAGCUGAAAGAAUCAAAAAAGAAAGAGAAUCAGUUAAGCAAAGAGCUGAAAGAAUCAAAAAAGAAAGAGAAUCAGUUAAGCAAAGAAUUGAAAGAUUCAAAAGAGAAAGAGAAUCAGAUGAGGGAGGCCUUUUCCACUUCCUCCCAUCAUGAGAAUCAACUGAAAAAAGAGCUGAUCAAUUACAAAGACAGAGAGAGACAAUUAAAAGAUGAUAAAGAGAAACUUCAAAGAAAAGUGGAACAGCUCAGUGAGAAGGAAAAACACCUACAAAAUAAUCUGAGUGAAGCAAAAGUUAAAGAAACUUUUCUACUUACAAAGUUACAGUCAGAAUGUAAUGUAAUACAGAGAGAGAAAGAAGCACAAGCCAAAGAAAAUGAGCUGAAUGAGAGAGAGAGAGAACUGGACAGGAAAGUCAAGGAACUGGAAGAAAGACAGAAGGAGCUGGAGAUCAGAGAAAGAGAAGUGAAACAGAGAGAUGUGAGAUCCAGAGAACAUCUUCAGACCACAGAAGAUCCUCCUCCUGCUGGUGAGUAUAACAUCUGUUAUCUGACACUCAGCAGCCAUUAUUAUACAUUUACUGAGUUAAGAAGAUGUAUUAGCAUUAGAGGUUUUUGUAGUGAGAGAUUAUUCACAAACACAGAACGUGAAGGAGAGCUGAAGAGCAGAAAUGAUUCACAAACCCGUGGAUCUAUUGGGAUCCAGAAACCUGUUAGACGAAACAGCAAGGAAUUAGAGACACCUUAUAUGUCUGAAAGUGAACACAGACCACUACAAAAUCUGUGA
This is a messenger RNA of Megalobrama amblycephala (Wuchang bream), 2199 nucleotides long. Its product is annotated as interaptin-like. Gene Ontology annotation, biological process: signal transduction. Lineage: Eukaryota; Metazoa; Chordata; Actinopteri; Cypriniformes; Xenocyprididae. The transcript has 3 exons. Bases 1 to 2199 code for a protein of 732 amino acids. Gene Ontology annotation, molecular function: molecular adaptor activity; GTP binding. The record is from RefSeq and is a predicted model, not a curated record.